GUGUAGAAGGUUGGAAAAUUCACACAUGAAAUCGCGGGAUGAUUGAAAACAACGAUUAUUCCACAUUUUCUAUUCCUUGCCAUGAUAUUGCAAAUGUUGUAGAAUUUGCACCUUAUGAAUGGUGUCCUACUUUGCUCGCAGUAGGAACAAAUUCAAGAGUAUCUAUUUACCAAUGCGUUUUUGACCAGGAGAAAGAAGAACCAGAUGGGGAAGAUUUUGAAUGGAGGUCAAUAUUUGAUUUUCAAAAUGGUUUUCGUGUCACAGCUAUAUCCUGGUGUCCAGAAACAACAUUUCUGACCAGAGAAAAGGAAGAUUUCAUCAGAUUUGCAAUUGGUGGAAGUGACAAGAAAAUAAAGAUAGUCUCUGCAAAUUUGAAAGGAGACAAUACUUGUCAGAUUUGUGAAGGUCACACUGACUUCAUUAACUCAAUAGCCUACAUACCUGACACAGCAGGGGAACUGGUAUCAACUGGUGAUGACAAUACCUUAAGACUGUGGAACAAGGAAGGGGAACAGCAGGGAUGUUUCCAGUUAUCUGCCCCUGGAAUGUCUGUUUGUGUACAUGAAAGAGAACCAGGAAAGGUUAUAGUUGCUCAGAAGAAUGGUAUAAUCAAAGUAUUCAGCUUAGCCUUACAGAGACAGAUUAUGUCCCUUGAUUGUUGCCAAGCACCAUUGAUGUCAGCUGACUGGAGUUAUAUGAAUGAAGAUUAUGUUGUUGCUGCAUGUGGCACUGAAUGGCUAAUAUUUCAAAUGUCUAGGUCAAGUCAGCCAUUAGAGAGGAGACAGGCACACACUGAGGGUUGUAAGCAUGUUAAAUGGGCAAGGAACCAGCAGACAUUACUGGCUACAUCAGGGAGACCAGGAAGACAAAUCAAAGUAUUCAGUACCAGACAUCAUCAGAUGCCAUUAAGUACAACACUGCAAGUAGCCUAUGGUAUGAGCUGGCAUCAGAGAAUACCAGCAUUAGCAGUUGGUGGAGACAAACAGGUGCAUGUGUACUUACUACAGACUGCCAGAUCACAACCAAGCUGACAGUGAAAUUGCCAGAGUAGCAGAUAUUCUAUAAAAGAACAAAAAUAGAGAUAGAAAAGUGACUAUGAAGUCUUGAAGAAAAUAUUUAUUAUCAAAAUAAAUAUUUAAAACACCA
This is a messenger RNA of Mytilus californianus (California mussel), 1146 nucleotides long. RefSeq names its product nucleoporin Nup37-like. Gene Ontology annotation, cellular component: nuclear pore outer ring. The record is from RefSeq and is a predicted model, not a curated record. The transcript is spliced from 7 exons. NCBI's taxonomy places the organism in Eukaryota, Metazoa, Mollusca, Bivalvia, Mytilida, Mytilidae. Bases 39 to 1031 code for a protein of 330 amino acids. Gene Ontology annotation, molecular function: protein binding.